Molecule: messenger RNA, 1038 nt
Organism: Prunus avium (sweet cherry)
Lineage: Eukaryota; Viridiplantae; Streptophyta; Magnoliopsida; Rosales; Rosaceae
Product: protein S40-7
Source: RefSeq, a predicted model, not a curated record
CUCUCCCGCACCCCCUUCCCUUCUCUCACUCCCCACCUCUCCCUUUCAAACCCCCACCUCGCUCCCUCUGGUGACAAAAGCACAACACCACCUCCGCCGCUCCAACUUUUACUGACCCGACCCUAAACCCACAUGGACAUACCCAACCCGACCCGCCUCCGCCCCAAGAAAUCCACCACACCCUCCGAACGCUUCCUCGGCGCGUAUCCCCACGCGCUGCCCAAUAACCCUACCCCUGCCACCUCCAUCGGCGACGAGCUCAACGAGGACGAUGUCUUCUGGAGCAACGACGUGGCCGCCGAACCCAGUCACCGCUCAAUCCCUUCCUCUUCUACCUCCUCAACCCCGCGCCACCAUAGCCAUCACCACCACCACCACCACCAUCACAAGGGAUUUUCUCAACCAGAGAGCUUCGGCAUCCUCGCCGCUCUCCCGGAACGAGAGCCCUCCUCUUCCAAUCACCGACCCCAAUCCCAUUUCUACCACAAGUCCUCGGUCUCAUCCUCCGCGUCGUCCUCGCCCUCGCAGCUAAUCCCGGCGAUUCCGAAGCCGCCUCACGAUCGGUUUAACCACCCGGCUCUGUCCUCUGUGAAGUACCACCAGUCGGCGCCGGUUAACGUCCCGGUGUUGGCCAAUGCGAUGAGGAAGCACCGCGAAUUUGACGCCGUGGACGACGACCAUGAUGACGACGAAGGUGAAGGCGAGAUGCUGCCGCCGCAUGAGAUUGUGGCCAGGAGCUCGUCCCACACGCCGAUGCUUGCGUGUUCGGUGCUGGAAGGCGUGGGGAGAACAUUGAAGGGCAGAGAUCUCAGGCGGGUUCGCAAUGCGGUGUGGCGGCAAACAGGUUUUCUUGAUUGAGGACGAACUCUUUAUAACUUUUCCUCUCUUUUAUUUGGGAAAAGAAUUUCAGAGUUUGUUUAUUUGUUGUUAUUUUAAUGUUAAAUUAGUAGCCAAUUUUCAAGUGGUUGAUUAAAGUAUUGAAUAAUUUCAGGGAAGUUUAGUAUAUCUUGGAAGAAAUAGAGUGAUUAUUGAGUAAUU